Messenger RNA from Spodoptera frugiperda (fall armyworm), 6412 nucleotides. RefSeq lists its product as uncharacterized. The transcript has a single exon. The coding region runs from base 45 to 5888 and encodes 1947 amino acids. The record is from RefSeq and is a predicted model, not a curated record. Gene Ontology annotation, molecular function: nucleic acid binding; ATP binding; RNA-DNA hybrid ribonuclease activity. NCBI's taxonomy places the organism in Eukaryota, Metazoa, Arthropoda, Insecta, Lepidoptera, Noctuidae.
CUGUAGCACUGGUUCAGGAACCUUACGUAGGGAACACUGGUGAAAUGCAAGAAUACCCUGGCACAAGAAUAAUUCAGUGUACUAUAAAUCGACAAAAGCCAGUAAAAGCGGCCGUAAUCGUCUUCUCAGACCAGUUGAGGACUAUACAUGAUCCUCAGCUGGUAACAGAAACUGAAGUAGCAAUACUGUUGGUCUCAGGUAGCCUGCGGCUUGGAGUGAUAUCGGUUUACCUUGAGGGGGACCAAGACAUACAACUCAAUUUAAUCCGCUUAAAGGAGUCCAUACCUAAACUGACCACAAAAAAUAUCAUCGUAGCUGGAGACGUGAACGCCUGGAGCCCGUGGUGGGGCAGCGCCUCGGAGAACCAGAGGGGAGCAGAUUAUAAUUCGUUCCUAAACGAAAUGGACCUCCACAUUCUCAACACAGGGGACACACCAACUUUCGAAGCACUCAGAGGGGACCGACUUUUCACAAGCAUAGUGGACGUUACAGCCUGCAGUACAUCUUUGCUAGCAAAAGUUCAAAACUGGAUGGUAGAUAGAGGCCUUACAACCUCUGACCACAAUGCCAUAACGUUUGACUUGCAGCUGGAAAACGCACUGGAACCCCCAAAGCCCAUAACAACAAGAGUCUACAACACCAAAAACGCAAACUGGACAAAAUUUAGAUCACACCUGCGAGAUUCUCUAGAGAAGAAACAAAUAACUCCAGAAAGUAUCAUGAGUGUUCAGUCAUCUGAAGAGCUGGAAACCAUGAUUACGACCUACAUAAAUGCUAUCACGGAGGUAUGCGAUGCCACCCUACCCAAAAAUAAGCCGAGGAAAGGGAAAUCAAAACCCCCGUGGUGGACGAGCUCUUUAGAGGAUCUCAAAACUGACGUGCUUCGAAGAAAAAGGAGGAUAAGGAACGCAGCUCCCUCUCGCAAACAGUUCGUCAUUGAGGAAUACUUGCGAGCAAAAGAAACAUACACGUCAAAAGCCGAUGAAGAACAAACGAAGAGUUGGAAGGAGUUCUGCUCGACUCAAAAAAGGGAAAGCAUGUGGGACGGGAUAUACAGGGUCAUCAGGAAAACAACAAAAUGUAGAGAAAACACCCUGCUUAGAAAUUCUGAGGGUCAAACACUGAACCCGGACAAGUCAGCGGAAUUGUUGGCUAAAACUUUUUACCCUGAUGACACUACCACCACGGAUGAUCCCGGUCAUGCUGACCUUCGUGCACUAACGGAUGGAAGAUGUCUAGGUGAGAUGGAGGAGCUGUCGGAAAGCGACCCUCACUUUACACAGGCAGAACUGGAUUUGAUUCUCAAUGAGAUCAAUCCUAAAAAAGCCCCCGGCGCCGACGGUCUGACAGCUGAUAUCUGCGCAGAAGCUAUUUAUUGUCGACGGGAGGUGUUUCUUGCCAUAGCGAACUCAUGCUUAGAGCGGGCAUACUUUCCAAAGCAAUGGAAAUCUGCGCAUGUUAUAGUUCUCCGAAAACCAGGCAAAGAUGAUUACACUAAUCCUAAGUCCUACAGACCAAUUGGACUUCUGUCUGUGUUUGGAAAAAUAGUUGAGAAACUGAUGAUAGGCAGAGUCCAAUGGCACAUCCUUCCAACUCUUCACAAAAACCAGUAUGGAUUUCUGCCUCAACGCGGAACGGAAGACGCACUGUAUGAUCUGGUCAACCGCAUAAAAACAGAGAUGGAUGAAAAAAAGAUAGUCGUUCUGGUGUCACUAGACAUAGAGGGCGCCUUUGACAACGCCUGGUGGCCGGCCCUGAAACAUCAACUAAUAGCCAGGAAGUGUCCGAAAAACCUCUAUGCCAUGAUAAACUCCUACCUCAGCGAACGGAGAGUCAAAGUCAACUUCGCCGGAGCCAGCAGCGAAAAGGGGACAAAUAAGGGCUGUGUUCAAGGGUCCGUAGGUGGACCCACUUUUUGGAACCUUAUCCUCGAUUCGUUGCUACACAGACUAACAGGUGAAGGAGUUUAUUGCCAGGCAUUUGCGGACGACGUCGUUCUCUUAUUCUCGAACCAUAGGGUGAGCGCACUGGAGGAAUCGGUAAAUGGUGCCUUGGAAAUAGUUGCAGCAUGGGGGGUCAGCAACAAGCUUAGGUUCGGGGCAAGCAAAACCAACGCUAUGCUGCUGACAAAAAGGCUUGUUUUUGAGCCCCCAAAACUGUUCAUGACAGGCACCAGAAUAAACCUCGUAGAUGAGGUAAAGCUCUUGGGCCUCACCAUAGACAAAAAACUCACCUUCAGGUCACACAUAUCCGCAACGUGUAAAAAAGCUGCGGAUAUUUACAAACAACUGGCACGCGCAGCAAAAGUGACAUGGGGUCUAAAUGGCGAGAUAACGAGAACAAUCUACGUAGCGGUCAUUGAGCCCAUUGUACUUUACGCCGCAAACGUGUGGGCCCCAGUGACGGAGCUACAGUUGAUUAAAAAACAGUUAAAUGCUCUUCAAAGGGGAUUUGCACAAAAAAUCUGCAGAGCGUAUCGUACAGUGUCGCUCACAUCAGCAACAGUCUUGUCGGGUACUCUCCCACUCGACUUGAGAGUCCAGGAGUGUGCCAGUUUGUAUCUAACUAAAAGAGGAUUAUCUCAAGACUAUUUACCACCUCAAAAGGAGCUCGAAAGACAGGUUAACUACCUAGAUCAACCACAUCCCUCAAAAUUAAUAUCUAUCAACUAUGAGCUUCUGGAGAGCGAUGACUCUGGAACUCCUCUCGUCCAAGGAAUUACCGGCCCUCAGAUAUACACAGAUGGAAGCAGAAUUGAGGGAGGCGUCGGUUCUGCCUUGACUUGGUGGGAGGAGGGUCGUGAGUCAGUGUUCUCCACUUUUAGUCUGGACCCUUCCUGCACGGUUUUCCAAUCUGAACUAUACGCUUUGAACAGAGCUGCCAAAAUGGUUCUUGACAGCAGGGCAACUAGAGUAAACAUCAUGAGUGACUCUAGGUCAUCACUCGACAUCUUGAAGAACCCCAAAGUUACCCAUCGUUUGGCCAAAGAAAUAAAGCAGUGUGUGGAGACCGUGGAGGAACAGGGAAGAGAAAUCCGGUUCUACUGGCUGAGGGCCCAUGUUGGAACGGCCGGGAAUGAGAGGGCAGACGAAUUAGCUAAAAUUGCUGCCAAAAAGAAAAGUAACACCACGGCAGACUACUGUAUGGUACCCAUGUCCUACGUCAAAAAGAAAAUCAGAGACGAAACCAUCCGAAAGUGGCAGGACAGGUAUACCACCUCCACUACUGGGCAGGUCACUAAGACGUUUCUCCCGGAUGUCAAUGAGGCAUAUCGUUUAGUGAGAUCGACAAAGUUAACACCUGCCCAAGUACAAGCGUUGACUGGACAUGGAGGGAUCGCUGAGUACCUGCAUCGAUUCAAAUUAAAAGAAAAUGCAGGUUGCGAAUGCGACUUAACCAUCAGUGAGUCAGUAUGGCACAUUAUUCUCGACUGUCCCCGUUUUCUGGCCGCCAGAUCCAGCUUAGAGGCUCAAAUAGAUACAAAUCUGGAUACCUCCAAUCUGAGUGCCAUUCUAGCUGAUAAAGUCAAAAGACCGCACUUCCUGAGCUACAUAGACACUAUCUUUAGCAGGGCGGCUGAAAGAAACAGCACAUUAAAUAAUAGACACCAAAUAGCCACCUUGGAGAAUCAACCAACAACUGCCACGGCAGUACCCGAGACUCCUCGUACUAAUGAGCCGCUCAUAAUCAAUGAGAGGCAAAUACUCCUACAUGGAGAACGCGGCACCAAAGGAAUACGGUUGCGAGGGGUAGCCCUAUUCAUGAACACCAGCAGCGAAAGACUAGGGAUAGCCUUCUGCGAAAAAAGGAACAACAAAUGGCUCACUAUUUCACCGGGCCUAGCCUCCCUGAUCAAUGGCAGCACAUCCAGAACAAGCAUGCGACGCAAAGUCUAUGAUGCACUACCAGACAUGAAACUGUUGGGUCGAAGCUGUCGAUUGUUGCGAACACGCAAUAAAACAAUCGCAAUGUUUUCCAGCGUCGACUCUAUAACUGGUUUUGCACAAGCAUGUGAGGUGCUGUCAGGCGUGGGUGAGUGGGGAGACGUAGAAGGCAUACAUUCCAGAAUAAUUAGCGUAGACGCUGCAGUGGUGGCUUAUGAGAAAGGGAAAACGGCAGACCUUAUGGGCUGCAUUAGGGCCUCGGAACAUCAUGAGGUCAUCGUGUACGAGGACAGGGGGGAAGAUUUGAGCUUCCUCAAGAGGUCAGUUCAGCGCCAGCCAAGGGUGGAUUCUCCAAGCGGCUCAGAGCGUUUACAGCAACAAUAUUUGCAACAGAGCGCUCUGCAACAACAACAGCGGGCCACCGAAAGGGAAAAUAAAAAACUAGCGUCCCGAGGUAGAAUGUGGGCAAUAACAACAGCCAUAUGCUCAGUAACCGGACUCAUUGCGUCACCUUUCAGGAAAAAUGCAUCCAAGUCCACUCAAAGAUCGGAGAGCUGUCCCACUCAGAUACAGUCUGCUCAUUCUAGGUCAUCCCCAACAAGAGCAGCUAUGGGCCACGUUUGUCCACCGAAGCUUCGACAAGCCACCACUCCCAGAGACCAUCUCAUAAACGCUUUUCUCGAGUUUGUCGCAGUAAUAGAAGCAACUAAGCAGGUUAACUUGCGGAAUUGCGAAGCCAUUCUGCAGACCUAUCUGCAGGGUAACGAGCUGAUACUGGACGAUAGACUCGAAGCAGCAGAAGCAGUCAUAUACGACAAUAAUACAUCGAGAGUGCUGAGAGGAACCUCUAUAAGUCGUAGUAUGGCAGCUUACAACGCCACUGCAGGAUUUGUGUCGCUGGACGAGAAGGAAUCAAAUCGAUGCGGAGUAGUGAAGUUUAAAACUCCCCCCAACGAUUCCCUAGUGGUGGUUGCAAAGUGUACCAGGAUUAUGCUAGACGAUGGGAUAUUAGAAAUGGUAAAAUCCAUAUCGGAAUCCGGACCGGACGGCAUAACCUUUGAGAACUGGUGCACUCCGAGGUUUCACUGGACGAACGGGGUCCCUGGAUGCGGUAAAACGACUUGGAUAGUGGAUCAAUUUGAUGCGGACAAAGAUUUUAUUGUCACCACAACAACUGAAGCAGCAAAUGACCUCAGAGGCAAACUAUCUUGUCGAUUUGGGGGACUACUAGUCAAAUCUAGGGUUCGAACAAUGGCGUCCAUCUUAGUAAACGGCUUGAAGGGGCGAGAGAGCUGCACUCGACUAAUGGUAGACGAGGCUCUUAUGAACCACUUUGGAGCCGUGGUGAUGGCCGCCCGAAUAACUUUAGCCAAGGAGGUCCUGCUAAUUGGUGACAUAAAUCAGCUCCCGUUCAUUGAUCGUGACAACCUCUUCCCUCUCCACUACGCCCGCCCUACACAUAUUACACCCAUAAGUCAGGAGUUGCUGUGUACCCACAGGAAUCCGAUGGACGUGGCCUAUGCUCUCAACACAGUUUACAGUGGCAUAUACUCGUCCAGGUCGGGCGUGAGAUCCCUCGAGACAAAAAGAUUCUCGGGAGCGAUGAUCCCAAAAUCACUCCCCGACACCUUAUACCUGGUACACACCCAGGCAGAAAAGGAAUCCCUUAAGAACCAGGGAUACGGGUCGGGCGAGGGAUCACGCAUCCUCACUAUACACGAGGCUCAGGGACUUUCGUCCGCGAAGGUGGUAGUUGUGAACACAGCAACAAAGAGGCAAAAAAUUCAUGAUAGCGUACCACAUGCAGUAGUUGCAAUUUCGCGUCACACACAUAGUUGCAUCUACUACACGGACAACUGUGAUGACGCGAUAAGUAAAUUGAUCAGAAGGGCUGCUGAAGAGAGCGACCAUGGGAUUAUGGACUACAACCUGAAAAUGGCCAUCAAACACAGAGACGCGGCAGUUGUGGGGGCGCUUUUGGGCGAGAAAUGUUCCUCGGACUAAAAUAAAAAUUUAUAUAGCGGGAGGUAAUGUGUAUGCGGAAAACGUAAAAAAGAAUAUAAUUAUAUAAUUGGUAACUCUUUGACUUCUGUAAGCUCUGUUGAAGUCAGCCCACCCGACAGGGGUUGAGGCGUCACGCUCACAUAAAUGUCCUACAGUCGGUGGCGCUGUGUGUUGGGUUGUUCCGUUCCCAACAAAAUGGUUGACCGGACCAAUUGCUGACACACACGUCAUACUCGUGAACGAGUGCCUUCUGCUGGGGCAGGUCGGCUCUCCCAGCGUGCUGGUGGACUGACUUGGCAGAGCCGCCGGUAAAUUUAAUUUAGUUGAUUAAAAAAAGAAAACAAAUAUGUUAAUCGUAAGUAUUUUUGUAGUUAAAAUUUAAUAGUUGUGGUUAAUUGUAGUGUGUAAGGUAGAUACCAUAUUGAUAAGAUUUAUUGUAAAAAGAAAAACAAAUUGUAUGACAAGGGCACGGACCAAGAGUCCGUGGAGAACAAAAGUAAAUAAACAUAUUAAAAAAAAAAAAA